This is a messenger RNA of Cantharellus anzutake, 642 nucleotides long. RefSeq lists its product as uncharacterized. The transcript has 2 exons. The annotation marks the transcript as partial. The record is from RefSeq and is a predicted model, not a curated record. NCBI's taxonomy places the organism in Eukaryota, Fungi, Basidiomycota, Agaricomycetes, Cantharellales, Hydnaceae.
CGUACCAUGUGGAAUCUCGUUUACAGCUGUCUUCUAACAAUAUUCAUCUGCGUAUGGACGGCUGUACACCCGAAUGUGGUAAAAAGAGAUAGGGGUGGUAUGCAUCUGGUGGAGGAGAUUGUGAUUAGGGAUGAUCGUUUCGGCUUAAUGACGAGUUCCCUGAUUUUCCCAGAAUUGGUUGUUGCUAAGGCAUGGUAUGAAUUCUCAGAAGCCUGGAAAAUAUCAAGGAAAUGUAAAAAUGUCGAAGGGUGGACACUUGUGCAUUCAUACUUUGUCAUUAUGGGAGGUUUCAUUGACCCAACGACACGUUUCUUUGGUCGGGAUGAUCCCUCCUUCUUUGGCCAAUACCCUGGCAUCAUUCGGAAGAUGGGAAAUCGUCAGGUUGUCGCGGUAACGAAACAGGAACUUCUCCGCAAAAGCAAAGGCGAUCUUUUAUCCAAGUCUAUUGUAUCUCUUCAAUUGCUGUGGUUCAUCGUUCAAUAUGUGGGGCGAUGGGUUGGACAUCUGCACAGAUCGCAGCUUGAGACGAUAACGCUUGGAUACUCCGCACUGAGCAUUAUCAUCUGCGCGUUGUGGUGGCACAAGCCCCUUGAUGUCCGUUCGCCAAUUCAAGUGAUGAAAGAGGACCCUGCUCACGUUCCG